Melospiza georgiana is the source of this 2597-nucleotide messenger RNA. Its product is annotated as tigger transposable element-derived protein 3-like. The coding region runs from base 154 to 2256 and encodes 700 amino acids. Gene Ontology annotation, cellular component: nucleus. The transcript is spliced from 2 exons. NCBI's taxonomy places the organism in Eukaryota, Metazoa, Chordata, Aves, Passeriformes, Passerellidae. Gene Ontology annotation, molecular function: DNA binding. The record is from RefSeq and is a predicted model, not a curated record.
CCGACGCCGCGUCCCGCCGCCCGCCCGCGCGUCGUCAUCCCGGCGCGGCAUCACUCAGGCACCGCCAUCCCUCGCGCUGCUGAGGCCUCGGCGGGAGCAGCACCGGGAGCAGCUGCCGCCGCGUUUCCCGACGACCGGGACGGUGCCGGUGCGAUGAAGGAGGACCGCCAGCAUCCCGUCGACCUGGGUUACGCCAUCACCAAGCCCGACAUCCUGGCCGAGGUGGAGCGAGGGGACGAGGGGGUGGCGGCGGCAGCGGGGCGCUACGGGGAGCGCCAGAGCCCCCGGCCACCCGCGGCACCGGCCGGUCCCUCCCAGGGUGAGCGGGACACGGGGACGGGCGGGAUCGCGGCCAGGUGGCACCGGGAGAACGAGUCGGGCACCGGCCCGGAUCCUGCCGAGCCGGGGGCUUGGGCCGCUCCCCAACGCGCUCCCGUGUCCGCAGGGGACUGGCAGGGCAAGGAGGUGAAGAGCGAGGACGGGGUGUCCCCACCGCCCCGCUCGCCCCCGUCCCUCCAUGCUGGCCCCGCCGACUUCCUCGUCCCGCUGCGGGAGCGGGGCUGCAGCUACUGCGGCGUCCUCGAGCCGGAGCCGAACCCCGGUGCCGGUAACGGGGGGUUCAUCGCCGCACCGCCCGCCUUCGAGAGCCGCCGCUGCCGGCCCGGGGAGCCGCCGCUGGAUUGUGCCGAGUGCGGCCGAGGCGGCGUCGGGCACAAACCGGACCUGGUGCGGCACCGGCUGGGGCGCGGCGCGGAGCUCGGCUACGCCUGCGGCCGCUGCGGAACAGGCCUCGCCGAACCGGCGGGGCUGGGGGCCACGGGCAGCACCCACCGGCCGGGGCCUUGCACCGGGCGCUCCCCGGGCACGGCGGAGGGAGGCACGGCGGCGGCGCCGCGGAAGGAGCGGAAGGAGCUGUCGCUGACCGAGAAGGUGCGCGUGCUGGAGAUGCUGGAGGGCCCCAAGGUGUCGCAGAGCGAGCUGGCCAAGCGCUUCGGGGUGUCGCAGCCCCAGAUCUGCCGCAUCAUCAAGAACAAGGAGCGCAUCCUGAGCGAGUGGCACCGCAACGGCGACCCCGAGCGCAAGCGCAAGCGGGAGGGGAAGGACGCGGCGCUGGAGGCCGCGCUGCUGCGCUGGGUGCAGGGCGCCCACGCCGCCGAGCUGCCCGUGGGCCGCCCGCUGCUGCAGCUCCGGGCCCGGCACCCGGCCCGGCCCGAGCCCAGCGGCGGCUGGCUGGCUCGCCUGGGCGCUCGCCACGGCAAGAAGCCGCCGGCGGAGAAAGCGGACGCGGAGCAGCCCACGGCGGAGCACUGGGCCGGCGCGGUGCUGCCCGGGCUCCUCCGCAGCUACGCGCCCGCCGAGAUCUUCGCCUGCGGGGAGACCGCGGUGCCGCUGCCGGCCGGCGCCCCCGGUAACGGCGAGAGCCCCGGCGAGCGGCUGACGCUGCUGCUGUGCGCCAACGCCAGCGGCUCGGAGAAGCUGCCGCUGCGGGCGGUGGGGGACAGCCCCCGGCCGCGCUGCCUGCGGGGCGUCAACCUGGAGCAGAUGCCGUGGAGCUACCGCGCCGGCGGCCCGGCCGGGCUCAGCGCGCCGCUCUUCGCCGAGUGGCUGCGGGAGUUCAACGAGGGCAUGCGGCGGCGGGACAAGAGCGUCCUGCUCCUGCUGGCCAAGCACGAGGCGCACCCCUACCUCCAGCUGUCCAACGUCAGGAUGGUUUUCAUCCCGCCGGCCGCCGCCCUGGCCCAGCCGCUGGACCGCGGCAUCGCCGGCGACCUCAAGGGCCACUACCGGCGCCGUUUGCUGCGCUGGCUGCCGGCGGAGCGCGGCGCGGGCCAGCCCAGCCUGCUGGACGUGCUGCACAUGCUGGCGCAAGCCUGGGGCGACGUCCACCCGGGGCUCAUCGCCGGCUGCUUCCGCGCCGCCGGCUUCACCCCCGACGCCGGCACCGAGGCCGUGUCCCUGAGCUCGGCCCCCGGUCUGCUCGGCAGGGAGCGGCCGGAGCGCGACGGGGACGCGGCGGAGGCGGACGGGGACGAGGGCACGGCGGAGGGCGAGGACGCGGGCGAGCUGGCGGCCGUGCCGCCCUGCCCCUCGGAGCGGGAGGUCUGGAGGAGCCUGGCCACGCUGCGGCGGUACCUGGAGUGCCAGGCCACCUCGCCGGACCUCUUCCAGGCCUUCUACGAGCUGGAGGACGCGGUGCACAUGGUGUCAGCCGGCGCAGGGCGAGCCUUCCUCGGGGACAGCCCUCCCCAGCAGUGACCGGGCAGAGGGGCCGGUGCUCCUUGGGGCUGUCACCGCCCGGCCCGGCCGCUGUUCCCCGCAGCUGAGCCGUGGGGUUUGCAGUGGCAGCGCUGGGGACACGAAGCUGCUGCCAGAACCUUCUCCCAGGGAGUGGCUGCUGCAGCCAGCUGGAAACGGUGUGGAACUGCUGCCAGCGGGGAUUUGCCCCGAGUGGGGCGGUUGUGGCUGCCGUGGGGGGAUGUGGGCGGUGCUGGGGUGUCCCCGUGCUGGGGACAGCAGCUCCAUCCCACACGGGAAUCGGGUGCCUCCGGCUGCUGUCACCACGUGGUGCCUGGAGGAUUGUCACAGGCAUUAAAAAG